GAAAGGGCGGGCGAGCUGUGCGCGUGCGAGGGGGGCAGCAGCGGCAGCCGCCGCCACGGCGGAGCGUUGCUGCUGCCUCUGCCGCCCGGGCGGACCACCCGCCUGCCUCUGAGGCGCCGGCCCGGCACCCGCUUCCUUUUCCACCUGGGUUGUUGGGGCGGCUUCAGCAGCUGCUGCUGCUGCCGCUGCCGCCGCCGCCGCCGCCUCCUCCUCUCUAACUGUCACUGCCCAGGCUGCGGCCUGUGGCGUUGGCAAGGCCUGAGAAGGGGACGCGGGCGGCUUCGGACGGGGUCUGCUCUGUGCUGCCAGCCGGGGACUCCCCCUCGCCGUCGUCUGCGAGUAGGAAAGAAGCGGCUUGGCCGCGGCUCUGAGGCAGGCGCCGCCGGAGGAACUGUCCCCUUUAGGUCCUGCGACCCCUUUCCUGUUAGGGAACCGCUCUGGGGCGAGGAGGCCGCCUUUGAGACCCUCUGGUGGGUGUGGGUAGGAGCAGCAGCCCUGGCUCCCGUUCCAGAUCCCUCCUUCCGGGCUGGCUUAAUUUAGUGCCUCCACCCCAUAUGUAGUUGAUGGUGUGCUUCCGUUGAAAGAGGAGGCUGGUGCAUCCCCAUAAGACUGUAAAGAUUGCUUUGUGGGGUUGUCCUCUCUUCUCGCAGUUGUAGCGAUCCACAUUGAUGUCAUCGGGAAAUACCAGAGCACGUUGUGUUUUUAUAUUUUAUAGAGGAUAUUUACUACUCACAACUAUAAAUUCCCAAUAAGUAAUACACAUAGAAACCCCACUGCACCAAUCACCGUGCACGGGAACUAUAGAGGGAGACUUCAUUCUUUAACCUCCUUGUUGCGGACCUAAUUUAAAUGUGGCACUAGGCAGCAGACAAGAACUUUACCUUAUGCGCCCAGAUCUUGUUUAAACCAGGUCACUUCAUCUUUGUGUGCCCAGCUAGCACACCAGGAAUCUGUAGCCAGCAGGUGGUGCAUUGAUGUGCUUUUGCACACUUGUAGUCCAAUCCUGAGCAUGUUUUCCCCAGCAGUAAGCCUAGCUGGCUUCAGUGGAGCUCACUUCCAAGAACAUGUAUUUGGGUUGCAGUGGCUGAAGGUCUGGUUUAAAUGAAUUGCCAGGCAUGUAUAGCACUGCACAGGAUGACAAGGAUGCCAGCAAUCUCAUGCCCAACAAUGGAGAUCGUGGUCUUGUUCCUGGAAAAGACAAGUUCAAGCCUGUGUUACCCUGGCCUCAUGUUGAAGGUGUGGAAGUAGACUUGGAAUCAAUUCGGCGAAGGAAUAAGGUCAAAAAUGAAGGGAAUCCUCUUCUUGGUGGCAAUAAUGACCUGCAAAACAUAAUGCAGCGACAAUAUCUCACAUUUAAGCCUCAGACACUUACCUAUCAUGACCCUGUAUUGCGAUCUGGAAUUCUUGGUAAUUUUGAACCCAAAGAACCUGAGCCUCAUGGAGUUGUAGGUGGCCCCGGAGAGGAAGCCAAGCCAUAUGUGUUAGGACCAGAGUAUAAGGAAUCUGUUCAAACCAGCAUUAAAGAAUUUGGGUUUAACAUGGUAGCAAGUGAUAUGAUCUCACUAGAUCGAAGCAUUAAUGACUUGCGUCAAGAAGAGUGCAAAUACUGGCAUUAUGAUGAAAACCUACUCACCUCCAGUGUUGUCAUUGUCUUCCAUAAUGAAGGAUGGUCCACACUCAUGAGGACGGUUCACAGUGUAAUUAAAAGAACACCAAGGAAAUAUCUGGCUGAAAUUGUUUUAAUUGAUGAUUUUAGUAAUAAAGCACACUUAAAAGAGAGACUAGAGGAUUAUAUUAAGCAGUGGAAUGGCCUUGUAAAGAUUUUUCGAAAUGAAAGGAGAGAAGGUUUAAUUCAAGCUAGAAGCAUUGGAGCCCAGAAGGCUAAACUUGGACAGGUUUUAAUUUACCUUGAUGCCCACUGCGAGGUGGCAAUAAACUGGUAUGCACCACUAAUAGCUCCUAUAUCUGAAGACAGAACUACAUGCACUGUACCUCUAAUAGAUUACAUAGAUGGGAAUGACUAUUCCAUUGAACCACAGCAAGGUGGGGAUGAAGAUGGCUUUGCCAGAGGGGCCUGGGACUGGAGCUUGCUAUGGAAGCGUAUUCCAUUAAGCCACAAGGAAAAGGCAAAAAGAAAAUUUAAAACUGAGCCAUAUCGAUCCCCUGCGAUGGCUGGUGGAUUAUUUGCCAUUGAACGUGACUUCUUUUUUGAAUUAGGCCUAUAUGAUCCAGGACUACAAAUCUGGGGUGGUGAGAACUUUGAAAUAUCUUACAAGAUUUGGCAGUGUGGUGGGAAAUUGCUGUUUGUCCCUUGUUCUCGUGUCGGACAUAUUUAUCGUCUCCAUGGAUGGCAAGGGAAUCCACCUCCAGCAUAUGUUGGUUCAUCUCCUACUUUAAAGAACUAUGUGAGAGUUGUGGAAGUCUGGUGGGAUGAGUACAAAGAUUAUUUCUAUGCUAGUCGACCUGAGACAAAAGCACUAGCCUAUGGUGACAUAUCUGACCUGAAAAAAUUUCGUGAAGAUCAUAGAUGCAAAAGUUUUAAAUGGUUCAUGGAAGAAAUAGCUUACGAUAUAACAUCUCAUUAUCCUUUACCACCUAAAAAUGUGGAGUGGGGAGAGAUUAGAGGCUUUGAAACGGCAUACUGCAUAGACAGUAUGGGACACACCAAUGGGGGCUUUGUGGAACUUGGACCAUGCCACAGAAUGGGAGGGAAUCAACUCUUCAGAAUCAAUGAAGCUAACCAGCUUAUGCAGUAUGACCAGUGCUUGACUAAAGGACCAGAUGGAUCAAAAGUUAUGAUUACACACUGCAAUCUAAAUGAAUACAAGGAGUGGCAGUACUUCAAGAAUCUACAUCGAUUUGCCCAUAUCCCUUCAGGGAAAUGUUUGGACCGUUCAGAGGUUCUACACCAAGUGUUUAUUUCUGAGUGUGACUCAAGUAAACCAACACAAAAAUGGGAAAUGAACAAUAUCCUUAGUGUGUAGACAAAAAAGAAAAAGCCCAAACCUACCUACUGACAAAAUUAAUUUGUAUAAACUGAAGAUAGCCUGAAACUGCUGCAACAAUUAACUGUGUACAGCUGUAAGCCCAGAGCCUCCUGAUCUGUAUGAAAGACAGAGGUGGACUGUGAUCGAUUUAUCAUCUGCAGUUAAUGUUUACAAAACUGCUCUUACCUUAAACUUUAUAGAUGUUUACAUCUCUUUGUUUUGUUUUAAGAUGUUUCGUUUCUUAGAUGAUGAUUUAAUGUGCUUUUGACUCUGUUUCUGUGUGACUGGAACAAAGUUAAAAGUGCUGGCUUGGAUCUGAAGUAGCAUGAGGUUGCUUCCACGUGCACAAGGGGCUUUUCCACUUCCCUUCUUAGAGCAGUGUCCACCUCCUAUUCCAAAGUCUUUCCUGAAGGCAGAAGCACCUUCUUGAGUGGCUUUUGGGGUGGGUGCAAGGGGCCGUGGGAGGCGGGGGAGGAAUCGGCUAUUCCCCGUGUGCGUGUGGAAGUGCCUUCUGGUUGUGCACGAACAGAGGGAUUGGAUUCAAGUAAUUCUUGUCAUCUUUGGGAUUACACUCAGGGGUCUGCAGGCAGUUUUUUUGUUUGUUUUUACAUUCACACUUGAAAAAGGUUGGAGUACCAGACUUUGCUCUAAUGUGAUGAUUAUCAACCUGUUCUACGUUGUUUUGAUUUUACAUCUUACCAAGCACUGCCACAGGUUUUUAGCCAGGGUGGCCUUCCUUCACAGUCAUGCUGCUUUUUUGAAAGGUGAAUUUUCAACAUAUUUAGUGCCUCCUUCAUUUUUUCUCUCUAGUUCACGAGAAAAGCAUUUGUCAUAGUAUGGGUAUGUUGAGGUUCUCUUUAGUAGGAAUUAAUUGGUCCUGCCCUUGUCAUGAUUAGAGAGAUUUCCAACUUGACUGUUGUACUACUUAUUCUAUAUCGAUAAAGUAACCAACUGAGGCACAGAUCAUGACGAACCCAAAAUAAUGAUGCUAUAACAUCAAUGGAACCUUUUGGAGAAGUUUGUAGUUGGUAUAGUGAGUAGCACUUAAAUCCAUGAACCACUUGUGUAAGAUGACAUUAAAGCAGCUGAAGUCUUCUAUUUUGCAAUAUCAAACUGAAAUUUAGCACUAAGUGAUGCAUUCAGUGGAAGUGAGCACUCCAAAUGUCAGCUAGAAACAUACAGGCACUAACUUCCCUGCUGCAUCAUGCCUUACAAAACUUCUGUAUAUGUCUACAUCUGCACAAUGUAGAAGAGUAAAACUGAUCCAAUUAUUUACUUGUGCUAAAUGGAAGUUGGUUGAAGAUGACUGAAAUGUUUCAAAAACUUCAAAAUUAUUUUACGAACAAUUACUAUGUAAAGAGGUGUUGUAAAUUAGAGAUCCAUGUGUAGAUUAGAAUGGUCGGGAUAAACUAUUUUGUAUAGAAAUGGCUUCAAAAGUUCCCUUUGGUUCUAAUAUACUAAGAGCCUGGAAUUUGUCUCAAAUCCCUGGUGUUCUGAUCCGAAAUGAUCUAAUGGUGCCAUAGCAUGAACAAAGAUAGAUACCAAGAAGUCCAAAGACUGGGAAAUUAUUUCUUAAAUAUUUGAAUUUGAACAUUGCCCUAAAAUCUUUCAUUUUGAAAAAGUAUAUGAAAGAUCAAGACCUAUUUCAAUAUUUUACCCUGAAUUCAAAAAGUCAGAACGUGCUUAAUGAUCUGUUGGAUUAGGGCCUCUGUGCAGAUGCAUUCCUAUCCAAAACAGUUUGAUUGAUAACUCAAUUUCAGCUCAAAAUUAAACUCCCAAGUGAUUUUAUUUGAAAACACAAAUAUACCUUGAGUUCAUAGUAUAACUCUCUAACUCUCUUCAAUCAACUCCUACAAUUGCAUAAUGAAGACACUUCAAUUUUAAGGUCAAAUUCUUUCUCUUAGGUAUGGAUCAAUUAUGGAUAACAACUAAGGAACAUGGCAAUUUGGUCUUAAGAAGGCCAAGUGCUUAUAGCUUGGGAUCUUUUCCGGUUUCUUUAAUCUUCUCAGACUUCCCUUAAAAGGUGUGAAUAAUUACAAUAGAAAAUAAAGGAAGAAGAAACUGAAAGAAGUAUAAUAAGGGUGUGGGUACAUUUAUUAUUUUUUGUGUGUAUGGAAAAACAUUCAUUUUAUUUGGGUAGAGGUUAAUUUAAUCACAUUACUAUGCAUAAGUGAAGGAAAUUGCACAUAGAUUGUGCAGGGGGGGGGUGUUUGUGUGUGCGCGUGCGAGAGAGAAAUGGGUACUGUGUGCAAUUCCAUUAAAAUCCAAUACUAUAUGUGAAUAUGGAUCUGUAUUUUUAAACUCCAGGUCUUACAAGACGACAAAAGCUGUUACUCUAAUGACUUUUCUUACUGUAACCCGCUUUUAAAAAAAUAUCCCAUAUCCUUGCUUUGUAAGUUGAUCACUAUGCAUUUCUACACAUUUUAUAAAUUUGAUUUAUGCAGAUUUUGAUACACUGUAUGUUUCUGUAAAGAUUGUUUAAAUCUUAAAAGGGUUUAUUAGGGAUAAAUCUGGGAAUCCUAUGUAUAUCUCAAUUCUAGGUUGCUUGUUUUUUUAGAUGAGGAAAAUAAAUAUUUUAACUUGUGGUUUAUUAA
This is a messenger RNA of Hemicordylus capensis (graceful crag lizard), 5581 nucleotides long. RefSeq names its product polypeptide N-acetylgalactosaminyltransferase 7 (gene GALNT7). Lineage: Eukaryota; Metazoa; Chordata; Lepidosauria; Squamata; Cordylidae. Gene Ontology annotation, cellular component: Golgi apparatus. The record is from RefSeq and is a predicted model, not a curated record. Bases 1116 to 2984 code for a protein of 622 amino acids. The transcript has 12 exons.